AUGUCCUAUGAUCGAUAUCUCGCCAUCUGUUACCCAUUACACUACGCCUCCAUUAUGAAUGCUACAAACUGUCUCUACCUUGUCAUCUUUUCUUGGGUCUUUUCCUACAUUCUUAUUUCAAGUGAAAUUAUUUCUAUAUUCCAGAUGCGGUUCUGUGGGUCAGGUGACAUUGACCAUUUCUUUUGUGACAUAGCUCAAAUUUUCGAAAUGUCAUCUUCCGACAACACCAUUCUCAUUUGGAAUGAUUUUGUAAUCGCCUUGCUUACUAUCUUUUUUCCGUUUCUUUUUGUUGUUGUAUCUUACAUCUGCAUCUUUGUUACCAUCCUCAAGAUUUCUUCUAUCACUGGACGGAAAAAGUCUUUCUCUACCUGUAGCGCUCACCUGCUGGUUGUCUGCGUUUACUACGGCACUCUCAUGGCUAUCUAUAUGGUGCCAUCUGGAGAAAAUUCUCAGAAUCAAAACAAGUUUAAGUCUUUAAUCUACACAGUGUUAACACCGCUUAUUAACCCUAUAGUUUACAGUCUGAGGAACCAGGAGAUCUUAGGGAGCUUAAAGAAACUUAUUAAGAAGCAUAUACAAGCAGAAUGA
Molecule: messenger RNA, 588 nt
Organism: Hyla sarda
Lineage: Eukaryota; Metazoa; Chordata; Amphibia; Anura; Hylidae
Product: olfactory receptor 10A7-like
Exons: 1
Coding region: 1-588 (195 amino acids)
Biological process (GO): G protein-coupled receptor signaling pathway
Cellular component (GO): membrane
Molecular function (GO): olfactory receptor activity
Source: RefSeq, a predicted model, not a curated record